Messenger RNA from Coregonus clupeaformis (lake whitefish), 2861 nucleotides. RefSeq names its product mex-3 RNA binding family member B (gene mex3b). The record is from RefSeq and is a predicted model, not a curated record. Gene Ontology annotation, molecular function: RNA binding. NCBI's taxonomy places the organism in Eukaryota, Metazoa, Chordata, Actinopteri, Salmoniformes, Salmonidae.
GAGAGACAACAAAGGAGGGAGUGUAGGCUAUUUCUUUCAGGGACUGGGGAAGCGCUUCUGUGACCUCCCAUUCCACCGCGCCUGUCCAAUCGGUUCCGGCUAUGCACAUUUCCCAAGCUGCGCCGCACCGACCCUGCCCUGGUGGGUGACGUCAUUCGCACAUAUCCCCAGUAGUGCUGUCUGGCUCUGCAGCAAGUCAGACAGAAACAGAAAAGAGCUGAGUGUGUGAGUCCAGUCGGGAGGGGCUCUUUGAAGGAAUAUUACCACCGCCGGCGUUCAAGCCAAGCCAACCUACAACUCUGGAAUAGGCAUUCAUGUGCCCUCCACAAGACGCAUUUCGGGAGUCGGGCUCAACAACAAGAAAAUAGGUCCAUUUGGGGUAGGGCGGAUUGCUUGCACUGGUUUUGUAACUGCGAGAGGAGAAAGAGAAAACCGCACUGAUUUGCACCAUUGGCUUGAAACCGGUCGAGUGCCCCAUUUUUCCCAUCAUCACUCCUUUUCCAACCCAGCUUCCGUGUUUUCCCUUCUUUGUUCGCGCUCAGUGCUCCAGACUGCAAAAACGAAAAGAUGCCUAGCUCGCUGUUCGCGGAGAUGGAGAGGAAUGGGAGCAACCAGGAGAACGCCCUGGACGACCAGAGAGCCCUGCAGUUAGCCCUGGACCAGCUCUCCUUGCUCGGCUUGGACAACGACGAGAACGGGCUAUAUGACAACGAGUCUAGCCGGAAGAGUGUCAACAUGACCGAAUGUGUCCCUGUGCCUAGUUCGGAGCAUGUAGCUGAAAUUGUCGGUAGACAAGGAUGCAAAAUCAAAGCGCUACGAGCCAAGACCAACACCUACAUCAAGACGCCCGUGCGUGGCGAGGAGCCGGUGUUCGUGGUGACAGGGAGGAGGGAGGACGUCGCUAUGGCCAGGAGAGAGAUCAUCUCUGCGGCCGAGCACUUCUCCAUGAUCCGGGCCUCCCGGAACAAGAACACAAGCAUCAACGGGACGACGGGGAGGUGGUACCCGGCCCCUGGACCCCCCAACCUACCGGGCCAGACCACCAUCCAAGUCCGCGUUCCUUACAGGGUGGUUGGGCUGGUCGUGGGUCCCAAGGGGGCCACCAUCAAGCGUAUCCAGCAGACAACCCACACCUACAUAGUGACUCCCAGCCGGGACAAGGAGCCCGUGUUUGAGGUGGCGGGCAUGCCUGAGAACGUGGACCGCGCUCGGGAGGAGAUCGAGGCCCACAUCACCAUGCGGACUGGUGGCCUCAUUGAGCUCCAGGACGAGAACGACUUCCAUGCCAACGGCACGGACGUCGGGUUUGACAUCCAUGGCCACCCCACCCUGUGGUCCAAGCCCAGUAACCCGCAGAGCGCCGCCCCGACGUCUGGACGCAAACCUUUCUCCAACUACCGCAACGACUCAUCAUCCUCCCUGGGCAGCGCGUCCACAGAUUCCUACUUUGGCACCAACAGCGGCUCGCGUAUGGCGGACUACAGCCCCCCCUCCCCGGCGCUCAGCUACACCGCCACCAACGGCAACAACAACAACAACAACCUGAACAUCAACACCAACGGGAAUGGCUUUGUCUAUGGUGGCGACGUCAUCUCGCCCGACUGCACUGACAUGACCUUCGGCGACACCUCGCCCGGGUUCAACCCCACGCCGGCCCCGCCCGGCCUCCUCUGGUCCCAGUACGAGCGGGGGAUGACUCCCUCCUCCUCCUCCUCCAGCUCCCCUACCUCCACCUCCUCCGCUAUCUACCCAUCAGCCAAUGCUUCCACGAACGCCAACGGGAUGGCGACGAGCCAGAGGAGGAUGAACGGCGGCUCUACCCCCCAGCCUCGCUUGUCCCCACCCCUCCACAACAACCACGCGCCGGAGGCCACCGAUCACCCCCUGGCCCGGAGAGUCCGCAGCGACCCGGAAGGAACCCUGGGCUUCACCGGGUACCCCAGCUCCAACGGCAUGGCCUCCCUGCCCGGGCCCCACCUCCCCGGGGUGCCCUGCGACUCCUCAGCCUCCUCUUCAUCCUCUUCCUCCUCCACCAGCCGGAAGGGCAGUCGCGACUGCUCCUUGUGCUUCGAGAGCGAAGUAAUUGCAGCUCUGGUGCCCUGUGGCCACAACCUCUUCUGUAUGGAGUGUGCCAACCGCAUCUGCCAGAGGAGUGAACCCAAAUGCCCCGUGUGCCACACUGGGGUCACUCAGGCCAUACGUAUAUUUUCAUAAGACGUUGUCUCUAUGACUCUCUGACUAUGAUGUUAUUACCAAGAUGACCAAGUCUUUCUUGACUGACAAUAUUACCAAGAUGACUACGAUAGCAACAACCACAACUAAAACAAGACUCUUGUUCUGCUUGAAAGGAUCCUAUACCGUAAUGUAUGGGGAUAUAUGUUUGUGUAUAUACAUAUGUAUGUAUAGGAAAGCUGCAGUAUCCAAAAAAGGGACAGACAACCCUCAUCAGGGCUCCGUCGUAAUUGUUUAUAACGUACUGUAGCUUGAGGGAGAAGGAUAUUUUCAACAUCUACAAAUGCAUGUUUCAAAUACUCCAGCAUAGUAAUCAGUAGUCGUAGUAAUGAAUUGUACACAACAUUUAUGAAGUUAGGAGAAGGGGAGAAAGGUCUUGGACUGAGGUACUUAAGAGUCGUUUCGUCAGACUGUUAAGCAGAGAAAAGCCUUCCAGUUUCACAGAUCCAAUGUAAGAGGGAGACACGGUGAGGAGAAGGAGAGGAGUUUGUCAGGACAGGACUAUUGACUUCUUCAAUUCUUGUAAGGUGAAGAUACUGCAGUUUAAGGUCAGCCAACCAUGUGAGGGAGUACAACAACAUAUCCUGCUUAUAUAUGUAUAGAAUGGGGGAAAUAUUCCACACAUCGAU